AACACGUUGGCCGGUUGAUCUGCAGUUACACCAGAUUUUGACAGGCCUUCUCUCAAAUUGAAAGACAGUAAGAAAAUAUGCCACCUAAAAAGAAGGAAGUAGAUAAGCCUCCUCCAUUGAUUGGUAGAGUUGGUACAUCAUUGAAAAUUGGUAUAGUCGGUUUACCUAAUGUUGGGAAGUCAACAUUUUUCAAUGUUUUAACAAAGAGUCAAGCAACUGCAGAAAAUUUUCCUUUUUGCACUAUAGACCCUAAUGAAAGUAGAGUGCCAGUUCCUGAUGCCAGAUUUGACUUUUUAUGUGAACAUCAUCAGCCUGCAAGUAAAGUACCUGCGUUUUUACAAGUAGUUGAUAUUGCUGGUCUGGUAGAAGGAGCUCAUGAAGGAAAAGGUCUAGGAAAUGCCUUUUUAUCCAAUAUUAAAGCAUGUGAUGCCAUGUUCCAUGUCACAAGAGCGUUCGAUGAUGAUGAUAUAAUACAUGUUGAUGGUGAAGUUAAUCCAGUACGAGAUUUACAAACAAUACAUGAUGAACUUAGAUUAAAAGAUUUAGAUUAUGUCAUCAAACAGUUAGAACCACUCGAGAAAACAGUGGCCAGGGAAGGAAAAUCAGCUGAUAAGAAGAAAAAAAUAGAAUAUGAUUGUUUAGUUCGUGUCAGAGAUUGUUUACAAAGUAAAAAAUGGGUACGAAAUGAAACAUGGAAUGGGGCUGAGAUUGAAGUUUUAAAUAUACAUUUGUUUAUAACAUCUAAACCUGUUAUAUAUUUAGUUAAUUUAUCUAUUAAAGAUUAUGUUAGGAAGAAAAAUAAAUGGUUGGUGAAAAUUAAAGAAUGGAUUGAUGCCAAUGACAAGGCAGCUUUAUGUAUACCAUUUAGUGGAGCUCUAGAAUUAGAGUUGUUUGAUUUACAAACAGAAGAAGAAAGACAAGCCAAAUUAAAAGAAUUAGGUACCACUAGUGCUUUAGAAAAAAUAAUAGUUAAUGGAUAUAAGGCUUUAAAUUUGAUAUAUUUCUUUACUGCUGGUAAAGAUGAAGUUAAAGCUUGGACCAUUCAGGUUGGAACCAAAGCGCCUGGAGCUGCAGGCAGGAUUCACACAGAUUUUGAGAAAGGUUUUAUUAUGGCUGAAAUCUAUUCUUAUGAUGACUUUAAAGAACUUGGUUCUGAGGCAGCUGUAAAGAAUGCUGGUAAAUAUAAACAGAAAGGAAAAGAUUAUGUUGUGGAAGAUGGUGAUAUCAUAUUCUUUAAAUUUAACGCAGGAGCAGGACUUACAGCUAAAAAGAAGUGAAAUAAUCCAUCACUUGUAUUAUUUGUCAAAUUUUUAAUUGUAAUAUCCUCACAUUUUGUGUUUUCAUCCCUUAGAUUGGAAGAAAUUGAGAUAUAGAAUAUACUGUUAGGCAAAAAGACUUCACUACUGAUAACAGACACUGGCAACUACUUGUUCUGCAUUUUCAAAAUGAUGAAAGGUAAUGAAAGGUAUUGCGAACUGCGUCUUAUACCUUUACUGCAAUAGUCACCUUUCUUGUAUCACAAUGUAAUUGGAUUGUACGCCAGUGAAUACAGUCAAUCAAAUAGUCUCAAUAGAAUAACUACACAUUAUGGCUUAUUGUUUACAGAUUUCAUGUCAUUGACUCUGAUUGGCAGUUUUCUCUAACUUACAAUCCAAUCAAAUCACUGCAAACAAGUACGAAGUUUAGAGCAGCUUGAAAUUGUAAAGAUGCAUGUUUCUGUGGUCAAUAACUCAUUUAAUUAAACCUUCAACUGCUUCUAGUUGUUGCCAUAAACACUAUUUUACACUGACUUUCUCUGAUAGCUUUACUUUCAUGUAUAAACAAUUAAAAAUAAAGAUAUAUUUCUUUUGAUUUUCAGUAUAUAUAGACUAUCUAAUAAAUGAGAUUACAAUUUCGUUUUGUAAUUAUGUUCUUUUUGGUCUCCACGAUUAGAAUGAUAUAGACUAGUCUGGUUCUUAUAGCUUCCAACCUUGCAGUCAUUACUCCAAGUUCCAACUUAUUCCAGAUUUUUUUACAAUCUGAACAUUUAUUAGGCUGGUGUGUUUAUCAUUUGAUACAUUCAGUUACUGGCCAUAAUAUAAGAAGGUUGUUGAAGUAGCUUGUUUACUGCUUGUUGCAGGCAAACCAUCUACACGCAUUGUCAAUAAUAAUACUCAAAAGUCUAUACUAAUAUGUUGAAGUUUAUUUUUGUUUGAGGAAAGGGACACCUAACGACACGUGUAAUAAUUCAUGUAAAUGAAUUUAUUAAAAAUGAUUUAUAUCUAAAAAAAAAAAAAAAAAAAAAAAUAAAAAAAAAAGAAAAAAA
This is a messenger RNA of Lottia gigantea (owl limpet), 2305 nucleotides long. RefSeq lists its product as hypothetical. Gene Ontology annotation, molecular function: GTP binding; ATP binding; ATP hydrolysis activity. Gene Ontology annotation, cellular component: cytoplasm. The transcript is spliced from 15 exons. Bases 78 to 1277 code for a protein of 399 amino acids. The record is from RefSeq and is a predicted model, not a curated record. NCBI's taxonomy places the organism in Eukaryota, Metazoa, Mollusca, Gastropoda, Lottiidae.